GCCUCGCUUUUGCGUCACUUCCUCCCCGCUUCCGGAAGCGACUCGGACGGAGCCAAAUUUGAAGAGAGCCUAGAAGCUUCGGUCGCCUGUGGUUCUGGCCUAGUUCUAUCCCUCGACGGGCGCCCCGUGAGGAAGCGCCCGGGGCCGGGAUGCCGAUCCGCGCGAUCUGCACCAUCUGCUCGGACUUCUUUGACCACUCCCGAGAUGUGGCCGCCAUCCAUUGCGGGCACACCUUCCACCUGGACUGCCUCAUUAAGUGGUUUGAUACUGCUCCAAGUCGUACAUGUCCACAAUGUCGGAUCCAGGUUGGCAGAAAAUCCAUUAUCAAUAAGCUUUUCUUUGACCUUGCUCAGGAAGAGGAAGCAGGCUUGGAUGCAGAGACCUUAAAGAAUGAACUGGAUAAGACUAGAGCCCAGUUGUCCUUGAAAGUAAAAGAGAAGAAGGAUUGCCAAUCCAUUGUUGACUCUUUAAGAGAAAUUCUAGAUGUGCGCAAUAUCACCAUAGAAUCACUGCAGAAAGCCCUGGGCGAGUCAGAAAUGCUGUGUUCAACCUUCAAGAAACAGAUUACAUACUUAGAGCAGCAACAGAGUCAGAUCAAAAAUAUGAAAGAGGAGACCUGCCGACUGAGGAACAAAAUGAAGACCAUGGAACGGCUCGAGAUCCUGCUCCACAGUCAGCGCCCAGAGGUGGAACAGAUGAUCCAAGACAUGGGAGUGGGCCAGUCAGCCAUGGAACAGCUGGCUGUGUACUGUGUAUCACUGAAGAAAGAAUAUGAAAAUCUCAAAGAGGCCCGGAAGGCCUCAGGUGAGCUGGCAGAUAAGCUAAGGAAGGAUUUGCUUUCUUCAAAUAAUAAGUUACAAAAGGUACUCUCUGAGUUUAACAAUGUCAAGGAGGAGUUGAAAUCAACCCAGAAGGAUUUACAGAAUGCAGAAAAGGAAAUCACGAGCUUAAAGAAGAAACUGACGAUCCUACAGGGGACCCUGAACCUGCCAUCCCACACCAGUGAGACCCUCAGUCGACUCGUCUUAGAGAGCCCAGCUCCUGUGGAAAUGCUGAACCUAAAGUUGCGCCAACCAGCCCAUGGUGAGGACAUUGAUCUGGAUGCCUCUUUUGAUGUGGUCACACCCCCAGCCCAACCCCACAGCUCCAAGCUUGUCCCAGCUAAGAAGCUCUGCCUGGAACAGUCAAGCUCUCUGACUCCUGGGAUCUCCAAAAAAAACAGCAGAGACCCCACGAAGGUGAGUGGUCUCUCUCUUGGGGAUCAGCAUUGGACAGGAGACCAAGAUGAUGAGCUGGUGGGAAACUUUCCCUCAUUCAUUCGGAAUGCUGUCCUGGGCAAGAAGAGGCCCCUGGGCAGCCUCAGGGACCCAGGCAGGAACAGUGGAACUGUAAGAACAGGUUUUGAUGGCCUUGGAGGACGAAGCAAGUAUAUUCAACCUACUGACCUCUCUGUCAUCCGUCCUCUGCCUGUAAAGCCAAAGCCUAGGCACAAGGCCGUGUCAAGGAAAGCAGUUCCCUCUGUCCAGGCAAGGUUGGAUACUUUCCUGAGAUAACCUGGAGACCCGCAUCGGGACCAGAGUGCACAAGAAAAGACUACUGGGUAUUCUCCUUUCUCUCCAGGGUUCUGAGAGACAGCACUGCCUGUUGGCUUGGGAUGUGGGAACAGCUCCUGCAAGCCUCUAGCCCACAGGGUGGAAACCCCCCCCAACACAGUUCAGCUUCUGCCCUCCCUGAGGACCUCCAUGGGGCAUCUUGUGCUACUCAGUCCCCGGGGAUGACUCCUGCCCGUUGGCUGCAUGUGCAGCCAGUCUGGCCAGACUGGUACCUCUUUGGCCCUUCGCACUUCAGCCUUCCCUUUAGCAUCCCCAGGUAGCUUAGAUUGGGGGAGAGGGGGAGUGCUCCUCCAGGGCUCAGGGCUUUGAUUCUCUUCCCUCACACCCCCACCCCCUGCCUCAGAUAUCUCCCUGAUUAUAGUGCAGCUUUUCCUCCUUGGAACCAGAAGAGAACCCAGAGCUCUGAGCCCUGCCCUGCUCUCCAUAUGGCCCUGUAGGGCUUUCAUAUCCCUCUGCCCAGCCCCGACCUCCUGAUAGGUUCUACCCUCAUGGCUCCUCAUGUCCUUGGCCUGGAGAGCAGCCAUGCAAGGACUGCCUGCUUUCCUGAAGGUGGUGGAUUGCUGUGGAGCCCGGCUGCAGCAGAGCCUCCUGGGCAGACCAGUGGUCUUAUGAGGAUCCUGUAAAAUAAAGUUUCACCAAUGUGGGGGUGUGACCAGUGCUUUUGUUGCCUGAAGAUAAAGGUAUCUAGGCCCCAGACCAGGGAACAUGAAUUAGGUGAAGGAGGCCCCAGGAAAAGGGGGUAUUCUACUAUGGCUUUGGGGGGUCACCCACCUUUAGUUUCUUUGGUCUCUUUUGUGUCACCCAUUAGGAUUAAGAGGUGGGGAUGGGGUGAAAAAAGAGGCUUCUUUCCUGGAGGGAGAGACAGCUUUAUGAGCAGAACAUUGAAGUGUGAAUGAAGAAGAGGCCAUGGGCCUCUGGACCUGCCCACUAACCCAGAGGGUGGUUUUUAGUUUCACUCUAAAUACUGAGAAACUCCUUAGCUUAUUCCAUCAGCCUGGGACCCAGAACUAGGAGGAUAGGAUAAAGGGGAACAUGGUACUGUUGAGGGAUGAAACACCCUAACAGUGUUGGGGAUCCCCAAGCCCCUGGCAGGUUUUGUCAAAGAAUUUGCAGUCCCAGUCUCCAAA
Molecule: messenger RNA, 2740 nt
Organism: Sarcophilus harrisii (Tasmanian devil)
Lineage: Eukaryota; Metazoa; Chordata; Mammalia; Dasyuromorphia; Dasyuridae
Gene: TRAIP
Product: TRAF interacting protein
Exons: 15
Coding region: 150-1553 (467 amino acids)
Source: RefSeq, a predicted model, not a curated record